AUGGCGCUCAGUACGACGACCGAUGCAUCGGUCGAUGUUAUCGCACAAAAACGGCUCGAGUGUCUGGAGACGCUGAACGAAACCGUCGACACGGCGAUAUCGGGACUCUUCUGCCCCGGGACAUGGGAUGGAUGGUUAUGCUGGCCGGACACAGCUGCAGGCACCUCGGCGUACGCCCUCUGUCCAAGCUUUAUAUCAGGUUUCGAUCCAACGAGAUUCGCCCACAAGGUGUGCAGUGAGAGCGGUGAAUGGUUCCGGCAUCCGGAGACGAACAAGAGCUGGUCCAACUACACAACCUGCAUCAACCUGGACGACUACGAGUGGCGGAAACAGGUGAACCUAAUAUACGAAACCGGAUAUGCCAUCUCGCUGAUAGCUAUCCUGCUAUCGCUCGCUAUUUUAAGCUACUUUAGAUCGUUGAAAUGCGCACGAAUAACGCUACACAUGAACCUGUUCGUCUCCUUCGCCUGCAACAACUCCCUCUGGCUGCUGUGGUACCGGCUGAUACUGACCGAUCUUGAUCUCCUCCAGGAAAGCGGUGCUGGCUGCAUUACGCUGCAUCUGGUGCUGCACUAUUUCCUCCUGACCAACUACUCCUGGAUGCUGUGCGAGGGGUUCUAUCUCCACACGGUGCUAGUGUCGGCGUUCGUGUCGGAGAAGAAGCUUCUCAAAUGGUUGCUGGCGCUUGGCUGGGGUUCGCCAGCCAUCUUCAUCGUCCUGUACGGGUUCCUGCGAGGCUACGUUAGCCCACCGAACGACACAAUAGAGUGCUGGAUGAACGAUAGUUCCUUCAACAAGGUGUUCGUCGGCCCGGUCUGCAUUUCGAUGCUGCUGAAUCUGGUGUUCCUGUUCAACAUCAUGCGGGUGUUGCUGCUGAAGCUAAAAGCACCGGCCGGUCCACAGGGUGCCGGUCCUUCGAGAACGAUUCUACAAGCCUUCCGCGCCACACUGCUUCUGGUGCCACUGCUCGGUCUCCAGUACAUACUUACACCGUUUCGUCCGGGCCAUGGCCAUCCGUACGAACGAACGUACGAAACUAUGCUUGCUUGCACUUCCUCGUUUCAGGGUCUGUUUGUGGCGGUACUGUUCUGCUUCCUGAACGGUGAGGUGAUCGCACAAGUGAAACGCAAAUGGCGCACCGUGUUCCUGCGUACCCGCGCCAACUCCUAUACUGCGACGCAAGUGUCCCCGGUCACCUUGCAGUUCGUCCGUUGCGGUCCACCAGUGCCCGGUGAGGAGAAAGUUUGACUAAACGAGUACACCGACCGCGGCCCAACCAAAUCCGCCCGUAAACCAUUCUCCAACCGCACCCGGAAGCGCUCGCUG
Messenger RNA from Anopheles marshallii, 1326 nucleotides. It is a transcript of the gene Dh31-R, whose product is annotated as calcitonin gene-related peptide type 1 receptor. Gene Ontology annotation, cellular component: plasma membrane. Lineage: Eukaryota; Metazoa; Arthropoda; Insecta; Diptera; Culicidae. The record is from RefSeq and is a predicted model, not a curated record. Gene Ontology annotation, biological process: adenylate cyclase-modulating G protein-coupled receptor signaling pathway; cell surface receptor signaling pathway. Gene Ontology annotation, molecular function: calcitonin receptor activity. Bases 1 to 1248 code for a protein of 415 amino acids. The transcript has 10 exons.